AUGAAUUCGUUAUCUAGUAGUAGUGAUAAUAAUAAUAAUAGUUUAUCAAAUAAAUCACAACAAAGCACCCCACAACAAACAAAUUCAACUACAACUUCUCAUUAUUCUUCAAUACCUAAAGUUGAAGGGGGUUAUUCAACUUAUUCAAAUUCAAAUAAUAAUACGAAUGGAAAUAAUGGUAAUAAUCAUCCACAAAGAUCAUCAACUUAUGUACCGAAUUUAAACAAUUCAAAUCAAGAUAAACAAGAUAAUCAACAACAACAACAACAACAACAGCACCAACAACAACCACAAUCAUCUAUUUAUCAUCAAUAUCCUCCUCAACCAGUAAAUUAUUUUUCACAAGAUGUGUAUAAUCCAAAUUCAAAUCAUCAACUAAACCAACAACACCAAGGAGAUUAUUCUCAUUUACAAGAUCAACAAUAUAGCAUACAACAACAACAACAACAACAAAGACCAAAUCAACUACUAUCACAACAACAACCCCAACAACCCCAACAACCCCAACAACAUCCAGCACCUGUCCAACAACAACAGCAAUACCCAGCUCCAGAUUUAAAUUAUCAAAAUCCUCACGCCAAUGAUCAACAACAUCAACAACAUCCACAAAAUUGGGGUGAAUAUAAUCAACCACCAUUAAAUCCAAUAAGUCCUAAAUCAAAAAGAGGCGGAAAGAAACCAGGUAGAAAACCAAAAAAUAAAGCAAAUAAUAUAAAUCCAACAAAUGAUUAUCAACCUCAAAAUCCAACUCAACAAUUACCACCACAUUUACAACAUCCACAACAACAACAUUUACAACACUUACCACCACAUCAACAACCACCCCAUUUACAACAACUUCCACCUCAUUUACAACCUCCACCACACUUAACUCAUCACAAUCAACAAGAACUUCAUGAUCAAUCGCCUCCUAACUCAAACAAACUCAUUACUAAACGAUCAAGAAUGGGAUGUUUAACUUGUAGACAACGUAAGAAAAGAUGUUGUGAAACCAAACCUAAUUGUACUGAAUGUUCAAGGUUAAGAUUAAAUUGUAUUUGGCCAAAACCUGGUACUGAACAUAAAAAUAAACCAAAAGAUCAAAAAGAUGAUGAAAAUACUAUUGAUCAUGAAAUUUAUGGAAGGAUUAAAGUUUUGAGAGGGAUUGUUGAAUAUAGAUCAAAGUAA
Lodderomyces jiufengensis is the source of this 1167-nucleotide messenger RNA. RefSeq names its product Zn(II)2Cys6 transcription factor CZRF1 (gene CZF1). Gene Ontology annotation, molecular function: DNA-binding transcription factor activity, RNA polymerase II-specific; zinc ion binding. Gene Ontology annotation, biological process: regulation of DNA-templated transcription. Bases 1 to 1167 code for a protein of 388 amino acids. Lineage: Eukaryota; Fungi; Ascomycota; Pichiomycetes; Serinales; Debaryomycetaceae. The transcript has a single exon. The record is from RefSeq and is a predicted model, not a curated record.